AUGAGCACAACAGGUCAUCAAAAAUCAUUUGUAUCAAGGAAACGUAUACAACCAAACUUUCUGGGACCUGCUACAACAACUACUACAUCAACAACUCCACAAGAAGAAUCUGUAGUUGAUUCUGCUCAAUCAGAACAGGCAAUUAAACAACAAAUUGUUGUAGUAGAAUCCUCAGUAGCAACAGUAGAUGAUAUUAAAUUGUCUCAACCUAUCACUUCUCAUACCGCUGCAGUGGUAGUUGUCCAGCCGGCUGCACCAACACCAGCACCUGAGGAUCUUAAAACCAAACAAUCAUUGGAUCUUCUUCAAAGUGUUAGAUCUAGGUUUGGAGAUCAAAGCCCUGUAUUUCACGAGUUUAUUAGACUCUUACAAGGUUUUCACUCUAAUUCUCAUACACCUGAAUACAUUGUAAACAAUAUAAGAACUUUAUUUAAAGAUCAUCAAGAUUUAUUAAUUGGAUUCGAUCUUGUUGUUGGUAGUCCAAUUACGACUUCAACGACUCCUACUACUCAACCAACUGUUGUACAACAGUCAUCACCUACCACCAUAACUACUGCUCCUCUUCCUCUUCCUCUUCCUACAACUACUGUUACUUCAACAACAACAUCAGCUGCUGUAAUCAAACCUGUAAAAUAUGAUGAUGUUGCUACUACACCACUCGUUUCUUCAACUAUAACUAAACCACCUCCAUCUCUUCCAAUCCCUGCGUCACUUGAAACGAAACCUCUGGUUCCUGUUGUGGCAACACCAUCUAAAUCACAAACCUCCUUCUUCCCAAAGACAGAUGCGCUGUUAUCAAGCAGUGUCAUUGAAACAAGUACAGAGUUACCAGAUAUAACAACAAAUGUAACUGAAUUAAAACGACAUACAACCGAUGAGACAUUGCAUAGAUUACUCAACAAACUAGAGAUUCAACCAAUUGAUGAGUCAACUAGCAACAACAAUGGCAACAACAAUAGUGGUCACUUACCACUCACCACUGACGAUCUAAUCACUCCCGAACCUAGAUCACCACGCAGUGGUAGUGAUGGUCCACAAGUAGUAGCAGUAGUAGUAGAGGAAGAGUCAACAGAGGAUGAAGAAGAAUCAGAUGAAGAUGAAGACGAAGAGGAGGAAGAAGAAGGGUCAUCUUCUACAACCAACAAGGCUGGAUACCAACAAGACGAAGUUGCAUUAUCAGAUGAAGGCGAACAAAUAGAGGAUCCAGAUCCAGUAGACUUUAACCCCGACGAUUUAAACGAUCAAAAGAGAAUGACAGAGAUUCACGAACUUAUAAGACAAAGAAACACAAGACAACGAUACCAAAGAGAACAAAAGCUAAACGAUAUGUUUGAUCGAAUUACCAAAGGUGCUCCUCCACCAUACAUCACUCCAACAAAGUUUGAAAAACGUAGAAAGAAAAAGUAUCCAGAGGACCAAGACGAGGAUGAUGAGGUAGAAGUGUCAGAAUCGGAUACAAGCCUUUCAUCAAGUCUAAAUGAUUCAGUCAACCUUUUAUCUUUAAAUCCUUUGGCUCCUAUUUUAGAAGGUCAAAGUUUAAAUAUAACAACAUCAACAACAACAACUACCUCAUCAUCAUCAUCAUCAUCAUUUGUAACACCAAGAAAAUCAGAAAAGAGAAAAGAUCCACCACCACAAUCACCAUUUGCAUUACCACCAUCUUUAAACAAAUCCUCUUUAGAAUCUCAAUCAUCUCUUUCAAUUUCAAAUGGUAGUAUAGGAGAAACAGUUGUUUUCAAAAAAUUGUUUUCAAACUCAAAUUCCAUCCACAAGAAAAUGAGAGAGAAAAUGACAGCAGUAGCCAUAUUAAAUGCAAAGGAAUUACUAAAACAUGAAAAGGAAUCAAAUAUUAAUAUUAUUCUCAUUUCAUUAAUGAGAUUAUCUUUAUUUGCACCAUCAAUAGAAUCAAAUGCUCCCAAAGGUACUGAAAAAGAUAAGUUUCAACAAUUAUUAAAUUCAGAAAAUGGAUUAUCUAAUCAAUUUUUAAAGUGGAAGGCUACAGAUGUCAUUAAAUCUUAUCAAUCGGUUAGUACUGAUCAAUGGCUAUCGGCAACUGCUCACACCAAGAAAAAAUUGGUUCAUGUACAUUUGAUGAAUCAAAUCAUUGUGCCAUUGUUUGGAGUUCCAACUAAAAUACUUGCUGCAUUGGCUGAUAUCCCAAGCAGUUUUACCAGUCAGUCUACUGGAAUAGAUACUUUGGAAAAGAUUAUCACUCGUAUGACAGAACAAAAGAAACUCACAACGCCAGAGGAAAUCCAACUCUUCAAAUCUACACUUGUCAAAGUGUACAGCAUCCUUUCAUCUCCUCCACCACCUAACCAUCUACUCACAAGAUUCACCUCAACAGAAAUCCAAUCAAUUAUUAAUAAUCGUUCAGAAGUCUCUGGUAAACUUAAAACAAUUGUAAAAAGUCAUGACCCUCCAAAACAACCUCAACCUCAACAACAAAUACAAAAACCUCAACCUCAACUGCAACAACCACAAGUUAUUGUUCAACAAGGUCAACCUCAAUCUGUUAAUUCCCAACCACAACCUACUACUACUACUGUUCUUCCUCCUCAAAAAACAGCUGUAGCAGCACAACCACUUGAACAACCUCAACAAAAAGCAAUGACCAGACCAGAUACUUCAGCUUUCCAAACAACUACAAAUACAACACAACAACCACCAGUUAUUAUACCUGCUCCUCAAAGUCAACCACCUCCUCCUCCUCCUACUAUUCAACCCCAAGUUCAACCACAACCAAUUAUUCCACCUCAAACAACCACAACUACUACAGGACCUCAACAACAACAACAAAAUAACAAAAAAUCAUCUGCUGUAGGCUCGAUAAAUACAAAUGAAUUUAUGCAAUCAACCGAAAAAUCACUUCAAGAAUUGACGACAGACCAAGCAAAGAUUCAGUAUCUUUUACAACUAGUCUCAAAACAACAAGCACAAAUCCAAUUGACACAAAACGAAAACCAAAAGCUUUCUACUCAAAACCAAAUGCUCUAUGAAAAUAUUGAUAGAUUUGCAGUGUGGCAAAGAAAUGUUAAAACUCAAUAUGAACAAUAUGCAUCAUUUAUGUCUCAUUCAAUGAUGUUUUCUCUCAACAAUCCAAAAAAAUAA
Cavenderia fasciculata is the source of this 3111-nucleotide messenger RNA. RefSeq lists its product as uncharacterized. Gene Ontology annotation, biological process: regulation of DNA-templated transcription. The coding region runs from base 1 to 3111 and encodes 1036 amino acids. The transcript has 3 exons. Lineage: Eukaryota; Evosea; Eumycetozoa; Acytosteliales; Cavenderiaceae. The record is from RefSeq and is a predicted model, not a curated record.